This is a messenger RNA of Rhodofomes roseus, 727 nucleotides long. RefSeq lists its product as uncharacterized. Lineage: Eukaryota; Fungi; Basidiomycota; Agaricomycetes; Polyporales; Fomitopsidaceae. Gene Ontology annotation, molecular function: DNA-binding transcription factor activity, RNA polymerase II-specific; zinc ion binding. Gene Ontology annotation, cellular component: nucleus. Gene Ontology annotation, biological process: regulation of DNA-templated transcription. The coding region runs from base 130 to 576 and encodes 148 amino acids. The record is from RefSeq and is a predicted model, not a curated record. The transcript is spliced from 4 exons.
CGAUCCAGCGCCUCGUGAGUUGUCCGUGCGGGGAAGCGGCGCCCUUUUGGACAAGCGACCUGCGCAAGCCGCCUCUCUCCAAUCUCUCUCUGCACCCCUCCUCUCCGCCAACGCGCGACCCUCCGAACGAUGUCCAGGCCCGAGGACAAGCCCGCGUCACGACCGAACAAACUGCGCCGACCCCACUCGCCAGGCGCCCCCGACCCCGAGGACGGUGAUCGCGCGGACUCAGAAACGCGGCAGCCUCCACCCAAGCGGGCACGCAAGGCUAUCAACUGCGAGCCAUGCAGGAACAGCAAACUUAAGUGCGAUAGGAAUCGCCCGUGCUCGUCCUGCGUGUUGAGAGGUACGACAGCUUCAUGUUACCAAGGGCAGGACAACGGACCGGCCAGUCAAGAUGAAACGAGCGUCACGCCUGAGAAGCACGUACUGCUCUUACCGCGAACCAGACGGAUGGUGUUAAAUACGAAGGCCUCUAUACGAUGUCCUCAGGUUGUCUGGGGCAGACCUAUUCAGCGCGCUCGAGGGCUGCACGAGGCACCAGUUGAACACAGACACCGCAGGUGUAUUGCCUAGGCAAGGAUGUAUUCGACGUGCCGUCAUUGCCGGAAUUGCCCUCGAUCAAUUCCUCGGACAACGGCUUUCAGACGACGAUCGUGGAGGCAUCGCCGACGGGCGUCACGCUCGGGGUAGUUCGACUGCCCCAUUUGCACGAAAUGGGUGCUUG